Molecule: messenger RNA, 2054 nt
Organism: Mollisia scopiformis
Lineage: Eukaryota; Fungi; Ascomycota; Leotiomycetes; Helotiales; Mollisiaceae
Product: putative heat shock protein 60
Exons: 4
Coding region: 77-1831 (584 amino acids)
Biological process (GO): protein import into mitochondrial intermembrane space; apoptotic mitochondrial changes; protein refolding
Cellular component (GO): mitochondrial inner membrane; mitochondrial matrix
Molecular function (GO): protein-folding chaperone binding; ATP-dependent protein folding chaperone; ATP binding
Source: RefSeq, a predicted model, not a curated record
GUCAUCUUCACUGAGAUCCUGCUCCUUUUCUGUAAUUGUACGUUCAUAUCAGCGACACUCUUUCUACAUCCUCAGAAUGCAACGAGCAUUAACAUCCCGGACCUCGGCCGUUGCGAGGUCCUCCAAGCUUCGUCCUAUUGCUUCUGCUGGCUUCAAUGCCCAGCAGUUGCGUUUCGCACACAAGGAACUGAAGUUUGGUGUUGAAGCACGAGCUUCACUCCUUGCCGGUGUCGAGACGUUAGCAAAGGCUGUUGCUACCACAUUAGGACCAAAAGGACGAAAUGUUUUGAUCGAGUCAAGUUACGGAUCCCCGAAGAUAACCAAAGAUGGUGUGACUGUUGCCCGAGCUAUCUCCCUGAAAGACAAAUUCGAAAACUUGGGUGCCCGAUUAAUCCAAGACGUUGCAUCGAAGACAAAUGAGACUGCUGGUGAUGGAACUACAACGGCGACCGUUCUGGCCCGUGCCAUAUUCUCCGAGACCGUGAAAAACGUUGCUGCCGGAUGUAAUCCUAUGGAUCUCCGCAGAGGUACUCAAGCUGCUGUUGAUGCCGUCGUUGACUUCUUGCAAAAGAACAAGCGCGAUAUCACUACCAGCGAAGAAAUUGCACAAGUCGCCACUAUCUCAGCGAACGGCGACACUCACAUUGGUAAGCUGAUUGCCAGUGCUAUGGAGAAGGUCGGCAAGGAAGGUGUUAUCACUGUUAAGGAGGGCAAGACUAUGGAGGAUGAGCUUGAUGUUACCGAGGGCAUGCGAUUCGACCGUGGAUUUGUCUCCCCAUACUUCAUCACCGACACAAAAGCACAAAAGGUCGAGUUUGAGAAGCCUCUCAUCCUCCUCUCCGAAAAGAAAAUUUCUGCCGUCCAGGAUAUCAUCCCAGCUUUGGAGGCCUCAACCCAGCUCCGCCGUCCAUUGGUUAUCAUUGCUGAGGACAUCGAUGGCGAGGCAUUGGCUGUCUGCAUCUUGAACAAGCUUCGUGGCCAACUACAAGUUGCUGCUGUCAAGGCUCCGGGCUUUGGCGACAACCGCAAGUCCAUCCUCGGUGAUCUCGGUAUUCUCACCAACGCUACUGUCUUCACUGACGAGCUUGAUAUCAAGCUUGAGAAGGCUACCCCAGAUAUGUUCGGCUCUACUGGCUCGAUCACGAUUACCAAGGAGGAUACUAUUAUCUUGAACGGUGAUGGAAGUAAGGAUGCAAUUAGCCAACGAUGUGAACAAAUUCGAGGUGUCAUGAACGACCCAACUACAUCUGACUACGAGAAGGAGAAGCUCCAGGAGCGUCUUGCCAAGCUCUCUGGUGGCGUUGCAGUCAUCAAGGUUGGUGGCUCAUCUGAGGUCGAGGUGGGCGAGAAGAAGGAUCGAUUUGUUGAUGCUCUCAACGCCACUCGUGCAGCUGUAGAGGAAGGUAUUCUGCCUGGAGGUGGAACUGCUCUUCUCAAGGCAGCAAGCCAAGCCUUGAACGGCCUGAAGCCUGCCAACUUCGACCAGCAACUUGGUGUCAGCAUCAUCAGAAGUGCCAUCACCAAGCCAGCGCGUACGAUCAUUGAAAAUGCCGGUACCGAGGGCUCAGUUGUCGUCGGUAAGCUUAUGGAUGAGUUCGGAGCAGACUUCAACAAGGGAUACGAUAGCUCUAAGGGCGAGUACGUUGAUAUGAUCGCUGCGGGUAUCGUUGAUCCAUUCAAGGUCGUACGCACUGGUUUGGUAGAUGCUAGUGGUGUUGCCUCGCUACUUGGCACAACUGAAGUUGCCAUUGUCGAGGCACCAGAGGAGAAGGGUCCCCCAGCAAUGGGCGGCAUGGGAGGUGGAAUGGGCGGUAUGGGCGGGAUGAUGUAAGUGAGCAAAUAACGGCAUAUACCCAUCACGGUUAGCUCUCGGUGGUGGUAUCUUGAGCUUCUGAAACGAAAUCACACGACUGUCUUCCAAUGUUGUAUAACACCUCCCCACUCGAUCCUCUUCAUUCAUUGUCUUAGAUUCGGCAUUGCAGAGCGAAAUGGUGUCAGAGAAAAGGGGAAUAUUGUAAAAAUAAUAAAUCAAAACAAGUCAAACAUUCAUAUUG